GUGUCUUGACAGCUCCCGGUGCUGGCUGCUCAUUAUCGGACUUGGUGCACCGCAAUUAAAUUUGAACAAUUAAAGGACGCGCGGAGAAGAUCGAAUCAGGACGUUUUCUUUCGAGCGGCCGAUAUCUCUUGAUGCCUCCAAAUAAAUCGCAUGGGAGAGUGAGGAAACCCCCGUGCUCUUAUUUGAAUCAUGACGUUAAGUUUUUCGUCCUUCUCCAUCAAAGACAUCCUCACCGGACGUGAUGCCCAUGGGAAGUCCGGUGGCAACGCUGCAGAUGAGCUCUGCGCGCAAAAGCGCAAAAUCUACCCCGGCUACGUCGGUACGAGAGAUCACGAUGUGACUCAACAAGACGAGGAUGACAACGGCGUCCGAAGACGGGAGAGAUUUUCUCCUGAAGUGAGCGCUGGAAACCUCCGAUCUGAUACCAGCAGCGAGGAGGCCACAGGAGAGGAGACCGAGGACGGAGAAGCUGUUGCAGAGCAGCAAGCACAGGGCGCGCAGAGGGAUAAGCGGCAGCAGAACCAGGGGGAAUCAGAGGAGGACGGAUGUCACCACAUCGGGGACGCGUUCAGCUGUUCACCGGAUGAGCAGCAGUGCAGGCCCGGCACGAAGAAGCGCUCCAGGGCGGCCUUCUCUCACGCGCAAGUCCACGAGCUGGAGCGUCGCUUCAGCGCCCAGCGGUACCUCUCUGGUCCCGAACGAGCCGACCUGGCUGGAGCCCUGAAACUCACAGAGACCCAAGUGAAAAUCUGGUUCCAAAACCGGAGAUAUAAAACCAAACGGCGCCAGAUGGCGGCUGAGCUGGUUGCAUGCAGCUCACCAAAGAAAGUGGCAGUAAAAGUGCUGGUAAGGGACGAUCAAACGCAGUACAGCCAAGGGAAUGGAGUACACGUGCCCACGACUGUGCCACAGUACCAUGGCUACCAGUACUACCCCUACCUGCACUACUACUACCAGCCUUGGAGCAUGGACAGCAGGUCAUAUGGAUGGAUGCUCUAAAUCUUUUAUUUUUUAUUUUAUUUUAUUUUUUAUUUUUUUGGUGCAUUCAACCACCAAAGUGUCACUUCAAACUCAAGGUAUCUGCUCUCUCAAGAUUUACUGUUCAGUCAAGAGGACUGUGCUCCCAACUGUUCCUUUUUUUGUACAAAAGAAAGAAAAAAAACAAUCUAUCCAUGACACAUUUCUUAUGUUGUCCCGGAAAGAACAAUGUUCAGCUAUUGUUUAUCUUAUAAUCACAAUUCAGUUAUUGAUUUGAUUUUGUUCUGAUUUUUAAAGAAAAAAAAAAACAUUACCUUGCAAGAGACUCUUGGAUUGACAAAGAAUAUUAUCUUAUUUUGAAGUUGUUGGAUACAAGGAAAAUAAAAUGCAAAAUGUUUUACAAGUUACCUUGCAGUUAAAAUUCAUGUGGGCAUGUGAGUGUGUAUGUUUUAUU
Molecule: messenger RNA, 1432 nt
Organism: Mugil cephalus (flathead mullet)
Lineage: Eukaryota; Metazoa; Chordata; Actinopteri; Mugiliformes; Mugilidae
Gene: nkx3.3
Product: NK3 homeobox 3
Exons: 2
Coding region: 190-999 (269 amino acids)
Biological process (GO): cell differentiation; regulation of transcription by RNA polymerase II
Cellular component (GO): nucleus
Molecular function (GO): DNA-binding transcription factor activity, RNA polymerase II-specific; RNA polymerase II cis-regulatory region sequence-specific DNA binding
Source: RefSeq, a predicted model, not a curated record